This is a messenger RNA of Penicillium salamii, 1167 nucleotides long. Lineage: Eukaryota; Fungi; Ascomycota; Eurotiomycetes; Eurotiales; Aspergillaceae. The record is from the annotation of a GenBank genome assembly.
AUGCAUCUCUCACUCUUAUCAAUAUUGCUUGCGAUCGCUGCCUCGCUGGUCGCGGCGGUGCCAGCACAAUCAUGGAGCCACAAGCCAUCGCAAGUAUACGAAACAACCGACAAGCUACCCCUCGCAAAUGAAGGGCAUCUACAAGUACACGACCCAAAUAUUAUCAUCUUUGAUGAUAGCUACUACCUCUUCAAAGGCGGGAUCAAUAUCCCAAUCUUCAAAUCCGCCAACAUGUCAGGGCCAUGGGAAAAGAUCGGCACAGUUUUGAACGGUGAUAGCAUCAUCGACAAAGGCAACCGGUCACGGCCAUGGGCACCAACAACCAUCGAAAAAGACGGCACCUUUUACUGCUACUAUACGCUUAGCUCACCCGGGUCACGCAACAGCGCGAUCGGCGUCGCAACAACAACGCAACUCGGCAGCGCAUGGACGGACCACGGGGCCAUCAUGAACACGGGAACCGGACCAGGCUCAGACGUAUACCCAUAUACGAUCACGAAUGCGAUUGACGCAUCCUUCAUCAUGGACCAGGAGUCCGGGCAGGCGUAUUUGAAUUACGGCAGCUUCUGGCAUGAUAUCUGGCAGGUGCCGCUGGCCGAUGACUUGCUUUCUGUACGAAAUGCAGAACACCCAGAUGCAAAACAGUUGACUUUUCUCCCGCAUGCCAAACCGAAGCCGGAGGAAGGAUCUUGGGUAAGUUACCAUGAUGGCUAUUACUACGCUUGGUUUAGCCAUGGGAAGUGUUGUAAGUUCCAAAAUGGAUUUCCCAAGCGUGGCAAAGAGUAUAGCAUCCGGGUUGGGCGAUCGAAGAAUGUCCGAGGUCCUUUCUCGGACAAAGACGGCGUUGGUUUGCUGGAUGGCGGCGGUACGGUGGUCUACGCAUCUAACCAUGGCACGGUGUAUGCUCCUGGUGGACUUGGGGUUUUACCUGGGAGUAAUGAUUCCACUCCUGAUAUCCUUUAUUACCAUUACUUGAAUACCUCAAUCGGUUUCAAGGAUGGGCAAGCUCAACUGGGCUGGAACUAUCUGAACUAUGAGGAUGGGUGGCCAGUACCCCGUGGAGGCCAGAAUGCCACUUCUGCCAGUCCUGCCUCGAUCUAUACACUUCCCAGCUGGAACUCUGUCACAUUCCUUGUUGGUGAGCUCAGAUCCUUAUCUUUGCUGUGA